This is a messenger RNA of Protomyces lactucae-debilis, 756 nucleotides long. Its product is annotated as glycoside hydrolase. Gene Ontology annotation, molecular function: polygalacturonase activity. Lineage: Eukaryota; Fungi; Ascomycota; Taphrinomycetes; Taphrinales; Protomycetaceae. The record is from RefSeq and is a predicted model, not a curated record. Gene Ontology annotation, biological process: pectin catabolic process. The transcript has a single exon. The annotation marks the transcript as partial. Gene Ontology annotation, cellular component: extracellular region.
GUAGCUGUCGGCGAUAUGACUGUACCUGCCUCGACGACACUUGCGUUCAACAUGGCAACAGGUGCAACACUCACCAUUUUUGGCACCAUCAAGUUCGCUUAUGCCAAGAGCAAAGGACCCCAAGUGCUCAUCAGUGGUCAGAAUGUCAAGGUGGGCGGUAAUGGCGUUAUUGAUGGUGGCGGCCAGCAGUACUGGGCCAACAAGAAGGACGACGGCACCAAGCCGGACUGCCUCUGGCUGCAUGACCUCCACAACUCGGAAGUUCGAGAUAUCACAAUCAAGAACACUCCUAUUCAGGCUGUCAGCAUCCUUGCUCGCUACCUGAAUAUCAUCAAUGUCAAGGUUGACAACUCAGCUGGUGAGCAGUUCGGCGCUCAAAACACAGACGCCUUCGACAUUGGCAGGUCUGAACACAUCAAUAUCAUUGGAGGCAAGAUCACAACACAAGACGAUGCUGUUGUGGUCAAUGAUGGAAAGCACAUCUCCAUCACUGGAGUCGUGGCACAAGGCACCCAUGGCUUUUCCAUCAGUGUCUCCCGAGGGACUGUGGAGAACGUCACGGUUCAUGACUGUACUGUCAAUGGUGGGAUGUAUGGCGUGCGCCUAAAGACAUCAAAAUUUGGCGGCGCAGGAUCCGUGAAAGGCGUCUUGUGGCAAAAUAAUCGGUUCCACGACAUCAAGGUAGCGGCUGUCGCUAUCUUGCAAAAUUAUUAUGACGGAAGAGCCUCUGGGACUCCUGGUAACGGCGUGACAAUC